Messenger RNA from Guillardia theta CCMP2712, 243 nucleotides. RefSeq lists its product as hypothetical. The coding region runs from base 1 to 243 and encodes 80 amino acids. The record is from RefSeq and is a predicted model, not a curated record. The transcript has 2 exons. NCBI's taxonomy places the organism in Eukaryota, Cryptophyceae, Pyrenomonadales, Geminigeraceae.
AUGGCUGAGGUGCUGCUGGUGCUCGGAGCGGUGCACAUUGGAGCGCUGGUGGUAGCAGUAAAUGCUCCCGGGGCGGAUUUCAAGUGGGAGUUUCCCAAGGAGGAGCAGCGGGUUGAAGAGGAGGUGGUGAGGGAGGAACCCACGCAGAAUCGGUCGUACUUUGCGCAAACGAUGCCGGUCGGGGUGCAGGACGAGCCAAAGAGCGUUCCACCGUCGACCUCGAUGCCCAAGAUCAUCGUGUGA